AUGGUCCACGUGGCACAAGAUUGCGGAGGCGCUGUUUGCUCUUUGGCGAAGCCCGCAACGGUGUUACGGUUCAGCGAGCCGUGUGGCGACCGCGCGGCCUCUCGGGUCACGUCUCCGGCCAAAUUGAAAUAUCCCCGCCACCCUGACUUCUGCUCUCACACACCACCGUUCCUGGCUUCUUGCACUUAAUCUGCUAAUGAGAUUCUUUCGGAGCGUACCGCAGACGUGCUACAAGGAUCGUGGAUCCAACGCGUGCACACAAUGUUUAAAUCGAUAACCUUUGUAGAGGUUGUCUUAGGAAGCCCCUUUGCAGGUAAUCCUGCCCACUUGGAGUUAUUGCCGCCGAGGGAAGGAAAGAUUACCUCGGUGGGAGAUAAGGAGGUCGACGGGGCUUGGAGUGCGAUUGUCCCCGAGUCAGGCGUCGAAUUGUGUCAAGUGAAGCGGCAAAUUGAACGGCCGAGCCUUCUGCGCACUCCGUCAGUAAUCGUCACAUAA
Molecule: messenger RNA, 495 nt
Organism: Leptosia nina
Lineage: Eukaryota; Metazoa; Arthropoda; Insecta; Lepidoptera; Pieridae
Source: the annotation of a GenBank genome assembly